Messenger RNA from Paramuricea clavata, 14418 nucleotides. The record is from the annotation of a GenBank genome assembly. NCBI's taxonomy places the organism in Eukaryota, Metazoa, Cnidaria, Anthozoa, Malacalcyonacea, Plexauridae.
GAUCAUGGUUGCUGAUUGGCUAACAGCCAACUGUGAAAUCAUCAUCAACUGAAUAGCUGACCAAAUAUGGAGUUUUGGCAUAUUAUUGAGCCGAGUGACAUCAUAUAUAAAUCAAAUGUGAUAAAAUCAUAUUCAAUGUCAUAUUCAAUGAAAUGACAUCAUGUAAAUAUGGAAACACGACCAAGACGAUAGUCACAAUAUGAUGCUGCGCCUUUGCCCGUGUUUGCAUGAAAGGAAAAAGUAAAUAUUUGGGGAAAAGAACUGGUCAUUAUUUCAAUGAUGAUGAGUUGAACCACAGACCUCAGGUGCAGAUGUCAUUUUCAUCUUUUAAAUAAAUAAUAAAACAAUGAUUGAAUUUGGUUUUCACCAGAUAUGAAGUCAUGAAGCAUUAUGAAGCAGAUUCAAGCCCUCAGCCUUCGACUUUGGUUGAUAACACAAACUUCUGGCUUGAUAAUUCUUCAUAUCAUGCUCAACCUCAUUCAAUAGUUGUUAUAGGCUAUCACAAUUUUGGGCAUCUCUCGAUCACCCGAUAUAACUCAAUAUAAGGGAAUUGUACUGUAUAAAUGAAAAUUUUGAAUGGAAUUUUUAUACAUUUAUUAGACCUAUAACCAGGAGCAGUUCUGAAAAAUGCAACUCUUGGCAGCAGGAAUCAAACCUAGCUGUGGCCAUGCAGCCCCGGCGUUGGUUCGCUUCCUGCCCAGGAACCGAUAGUUGCAUUUUUCGCAACUGCUCCUGGGUAGGUCUAAUAAAUGUAUAAAAAUUCCAUUCGAAAUUCCCAUCUACAGUACAAACCUUUCACCAUGCAUGCACAUAUACUGUAUGCUGCCCACAAUUCACAAUUGUAGAAGCAUCAGACAGUGACCACUAUAUUCCUACCUUGUCAGUUACUUUUGGGCCUUUUGCUGCUGAAGCAGGUUUGGUAUGAGACAGUAGAUAUACCAAACAAAUAAUAACAGCAGAAAGCGCGAUAAAAGCCUUCAUUAUUGCCUUCAUAAACUUCAUAAACAGCUGUAUUCUAUUAUUAAAACUUACAAUUUUGUGAACCCUCCCCUCGUGUCAAUUAAAUUUCACUCCCCCCUGGUAUUAUUAAGGAAGCAUUUUUAUUCUCCAAGUAUAGUACAUAUUUAAAUGUACAAUUUAUAUUUAAAUCUACUGAAUGGAUUUAAAUUAACCAACAACCUUACAAUGCUGUUUUUAUUUUUUGGGCUUUUGGCCAUUCACAGGCACAAAGCAAAAUAAAAUGCAUGGCCUUCUAUUGAAAUGACACGUGCACAUUGCAGGUAUUUCCUCGUUUCUAAUUGGUCCACGAGUACCUAUAUAGGAAAACCACACAAAUCUCCCAAGCCUCUGUUGGACUGUAACUCUUUGUUGUUGAAAAGUCAAAAUGGUGUCUGCAAAAUUAGGUUUAGUUCUUCUCAUGGUUUUUGCCAGCGCUUUAGCUGAGGAUGCUAAAGUAACGAAACAGUGUUAUUUUGAUAUAACGAUUGGCGGGGAGAAAGCUGGACGUAUUGUAGUUGGUUUAUUUGGAGAUGCUGUCCCUAAAACUGCCGAAAAUUUCCACCAGCUUUGUACACACAAGGUAGCAAUAUUAGAACAUUUAAUAUGUCUGUAUUUAAUACCGUAAAAUAUGCGUUUUGCUUUGAAAAAUUGCUUGUUAAAUACUGAGAUGUGAGCUAUGUAAUCGUUUAAUAUAUUGACAAGUGAUACAACUUAGGGGCUGUUCAUAUGAGCCCUAGCCUGGCUGGUUUUCAAGUGCCGAGAUCCCGCCUCACAUAUUGUUUGUAUAUUAAUUUAGGAUUGGGUUCAUAUGAGAAGCGGGCCAGCCCGGUUUGCCGGGAUCUUGCUUGAGCGAGGCAAGAUUCCGGCUUGCCGGGCUCAUAUGAAUGCACAACCGGGCUAGCCGGGCAGGAAAUUUGCGUGCUUUAUUCCACUGAUAAACAGUCUAAAAUGUCCAAAACUAUAGAAUUUAUCGAAAUUAAACCUGAAGCUGUUGCCGUUGACAAAAAUAAAAUUUUGCCAAAUAAAUACGAAUUUUAUUUUCCCGCUAAAAUAUCGCGGGAAAUCGUUACUAUGAAUAGAUAUGAUUGCCAGGCUAGCCCGCCUCAUGUGAAAGCAAAGCGGGCCAGUUCGGUUAACCGGGCUCAUAUGAACAGGCCCUUAGUAGAGGUGUGCAAAUCCGAUCCGAAACUGAUCCGAAUCCGAUCUGAUUAGAUCCGUUCGGAUUUCGGAACCAAAAUAUUCAUAUCGGAUCGGAUUGAUAAAGUUGUUUCGUAGUCGGAUCGGAUCGGACUUCGAUAUCCGAAAUAAAAUGAAUUAAUUAUCCACACAUUAUCGCAAGAAUUAAUUAUCUGACAUGCAUUUAUCAAAGCAUUAUCGCAGUUGUCGCUGCAUUAUUUGUUUGAUACUUCAAUUGGACGUCACUUUAUCAGCUUCUUGACAUGUAUUUCUUGCUUUAAUUUAUAUUUAUUUGGUUAAAUAUUUCAACUUGAAUGAGAAAUUUAUUUUAUUAAAGAAUUCUUCGGAUCGGAUUGGAAUUCUUUAUCAAAAUUCGGAUAGGAUUCGGAUUAGACAAUUUCGGAUCGGAUUUUAAUUAAACAUUAGUCAAUUGUCGGAUUAUAAACGUCAAAUCUGAUCCGAUGCACACCUCUACAACUUAGUGACCUGCAACACAACAUAUUUGGUGUGUACAGCUUUAUGACGGGAACACAAAAGGGGCAAUUUGUCCUGGGCCUGGGGCAAAUUAGGUUGGCAGCACAUGGCCACCCCGUUGUUGCUGGUUCCAAUCUUUGUUCCUUGACCUUCUUUGCCUUAAAUGUUAUGCAAUAUCUAGCUCAAUUUAUAGCAUUGUAUGAAGAGUUAUAUUUAGCUAUCAUUCAAGGGCUUUCAGAAAUUGUUUCUAAAGGGGAUCCCCCCCCACUUCCACCUCCCCCCCCGAAGUGUCCACCACUCCCUCCCCCAAGUGUCCACCACUCCUCCCUCCUAAGUGUCCACCACUUUCCCCCAAGUGUCCACCGCUAAAUUUAACUGUGAACUAGUCUCCACAAAUGCAGAAUUUUGCCUGCAUUCCGGGGGGCCUCAGAUUUCAAAUUUUUUCCAGGCCAGUAUGCCCCUAAUGACCCACCUGACAUAUUAUGUGAUGGAAGUUUAGUUUUGCGCAACAUGUCUUUUAAUCUAUUCAGCCAUUGUGAUAUUCCCUACCUUGAUAUUUUACUCCUUUAAUGGCAGACAAUGUUUCUGGUUAGGGACAUGCUUCCAUAAGAUGAUUAUGAAUAUUUUCAAUUUUUUAGAAAGGUUUUGGUUACAAGGGAAGUCUUUUCCACCGAGUCAUUAAAGAUUUUAUGAUCCAAGGUAAGUGUAUAUAGCCCCCCCCCCCCCUGCCCCCUUGGAAGCAUUAUGGUAAAUACAAAGCCUGUGCAUUAUAUUUUUAUUUCACAUAAUGUAAAUUUUAUAUCUUGAGUGUUAGUAUAUGUUUUAAAUGUUGUGGAUUGUAGGAAUGUUCGGUAUGAGAAAUUUCCGGUAUCGGUAUACCGAAAAAAUUAUACCGAUAUUAUCGGUAAACCGGUUUUCCUUUGAUAAUUAUAAAGGAAAAUUCUUUAAUGGAAAUUUUAAGGAAAUUUUGAGUAAUUCUAAAAGGGAAAAUGAUAAUUUCGAAGCUGUUUCGAACAUGUUUCGAACGACACAUACUCAGUGUAAAAUCUCACUGAAGUGGAAAUUCUAAAUCAUUGCAUGCAGUAGAAAGUUCUAUGAAUUGUCAUUCAGUAGUAAAAUAAAGGUUAUGGUUUUGCCAUAUAGUUGGUAAAUUUAACACGGUAUACCGAAAAAUUCCGGUAUAUCGGAAAUUUUGGUAUAUUGGUAUGGUUGAAUAUCCGGUAUUGAUAUACCGAUGUUGAUUUAAUACUGAGAGUUUCGGUAUAUCGGUAUACCGAACAGUCCUAGUGGAUUGGUGUGUGAAUUUAAGUGGAGUUCAGUGGUGCCUAAAUUACUUUGAAUUUGUACUCAAGUAAAAUUUUAAAGUAGAAGUAAUUAACAAUAAAACAACUUGAGUAAGAAUAAAAAGUACUGGAGGCAAAACAUACUUAAGUAAAAAGUACAAAGUAUCCUUAAAAAAUACUUGAAACUUGUACAAAGUAAAAGUAAAAGACAAAAGUACAGUACUAUUGUCUAUAGCAUGUAGAGGGGGGGGGGGAUGUCUCCAAUGGAUUGACAUGCAAAAGACACAAAACAGCACAUUAAUUAACAUUAUAUGUGUGCACUGCAAAUAUACAAUAUUUCACGGCAUGGUCUACCUUCCAGACCCUCGUCGAAGAUAUAAAAAAUCCAUUAAAUAAAUAAUGCUUGUAAUUAAGUAAGUCACAAACGAGAGAUUCCAGACACAUGUAGAGGUCGUAUUACCUAUCCCGAAAUUGAAAUAAAUCAGAAAUAAGUCACAUAAAUUUAGAAAGUAACGAAAUACUUCGCCACAAAAUGAAAAUAACGAAGUGAAAUGUUACUUCUUAAAACAACUUUGUUCCAAGUAAAAGUACUCCAGAAAAAGUUUACUUUGUUACAUGCUGACUUCUCAAAAAUAAUGUACUCAAGUACAUGCAGUAACAAAGUACAUUUACUUCAUUACUUGACACCACUGGUGGAGUUCUUAAACGUAUGUGUUAGAAUUGCCCCCAAAAUGCUGAAAAUGGUGCUCUACCAACUCUAGAUUUUAAAAAUUUAAUUAUCCUGGGGAAGCAUAUAUACCCAGAUCCCCGCCCUAAAAGUUAAUUGUACCAUCACAAUAAUUAUAAAUUAUGUAUGGGUUUCCCAGUAUUCCAACUUCACUUUCACGUAAUAAACAAACUAUAAACAAACUACAAAAUUUUAUAUUGCCAUGCACCCAGAUGUGCCCUACUUUAUUAUUUGACUGUCUAACAUAUGCCAGACGAUUUUACUUGUCAGGGCUGGGAGAGUGCUGCCACUCAAUGGGUUAAUUUUAUGAUGACUGUUAACUUUAUAAAACAUUCUUGCAUGAGAAGCAGCAGCAUUGUGUGACAUCUAGAUAGGAUUGCCACAGGUUACAGAUUUUCUGUGCUUCAAUAUUAUUGAAUACUAUUUUUCAAGAUGCGCCCAUAUUACUCCUAUCUAAUAUAUCUCAUAAUAACCAAAAUUAAAAUCUGGUACAGGGAUCCUGUAUUUUUGGGAAGCUGCAAACCUAGAGCUCAAACAGGGGUUAUAACCAUAAACUUAACAAGAUAACAACCAGGCUGCUUGCUCAAAAGCCUGUGAUUAGUGUUUACUAGUGUCACUCUAGAGAGACAGACUUGAUCCAAGUCAGUCUUACUGAUUUGAUUCAGGAUAUCAUAGCUUGUACCAAGCUUUGAACAUCAGCAGGCCUAUUGUAUCUGAUUGGGGGGCAAUCCACCCAUGCACCUAACAUUAUAGGCAGAAUUUAAGACAAUUUCUAGUACCAAAUGUUAAUUAACAGACCUACUGUACAAGAGAUUAUCAUCAUGAUCUUUAUCUUCGCUUGUCAGAUCAACAGCAUGAAGGGAAUGAGUUUGUUACUAUGACAUGCGUCAUUUAAAGGGUGUUCACAGGUCUUGAAAAUCCUGGAAAGUCCUUGAAUUGGAAAAAAAAAUUCCAGGACUGGAAAGUCCUUGAAAAUCAGUAGAAGUCCUUGAAAGUCCUGGAAUUAGUUUCCUUAAUUAACCUCCAGCUGUGCAAACAUUAGUGAUUUUGAUUAAAAUUACUGAAUAAAGUGAAUUAUUCACCGCAAAUCCGUGCCAUUUUCAAAGAUUUUUCCCAGUUCCAGGUCCUUAAAUUUACAGAAAAAGGGCCUUGAAAGUCCUGGAAAAGACCUUGAAUUUCCCCUUUACCAAAGGGUGGACACCCUGCUUUUUAAAUUAAGCACUAAAUGUUCUUUGUUUCUUAGGUGGUGAUUUUACAAGAGGAGAUGGGACAGGAGGUAUUUGAAACACAUUUUACAUGAUGUUAUAAUAGUUAGAAAUUUUGUGAACACCAAAGAAAAACAGAAACCAUUAAUACAGAGAAUUCUACAGCUAGUUAAUGUCAAGACGAGGUGCAAUGUACUCUAAGGCUUAUGACAUUUCAUUAUUUAAGGAUCACGCAAUCCGUGCAGGAUUGCGUGAUCCAUGCACGAGGGAUGUUGCGAGACUUUCGGAAAGCAUAAAAAUACUCGAGCCGCAGGCGAGUGUAUUUUUAUGCUUUCCGAAUGUCGAGGAACAUCCCUCGUGCCGGCAUGGCCUUAGUGCAACAAUGACAUUUAAUCCCGCGAAGGUAUUUUAAUUCCUCGUGCAGGAUAUCCUGAUCCUGCACAGUCAAUCAAAUGUUUCACUGUAGUUAUUAUAUAAUGUACAUUGUACCCUCGCUAUUUGAUUGGCCAUUUUAGUAAUUUACCCCCAAUUUGGUCCCAAGAUCUCUCUUCUAGAAAGUCUUCUGCUAUACAUAGCCGUAAUAAUGUUACUGGAUAUGAAAUUCCAAUGCAAAUCAUCACUCUAAUGACUCUUGACUUGAAUAUUUUAAAUUUAUUACCAUUCAGCUCUCUGCACUUUUAUUAUUAUACAUCGUAGUCACUACUAACAUGUCUUCUGAUUGGGCAAUAUCUUUCAGCUACAGUAAAUUUGGAAAUCACUUUUGAGCACGCGGAGUAUGUAAUUCUAUAGCAAACUGCAGUUUUAAAUGCACGAAUUCUUGGGUUUCACUAAGGCAUUAUGCAGUGAAUCUUAAUAACCUCAAAUGUAUUGAUGCUUAUGCUGUACUGGAUUGAGAAAAUGAUACGAAAUUCCAUGUACUGCAUUUGCCACCAAACACAAGGCUAAUACAUAAAACGAACAAUCGACUCACUCUGAUAAUUGUGUUUUGUUUUGACCCCCCGUCACUUCUGUGACGUCUAUGAAACCCAAGAAUAGAAACAAGCAAAACCAACAUGAAAGAACAGCGUUUUUGUGAAUGUUUUUUGUGCAAAAAACCUUUUAGACAUUUUUAUCGAGACUCUAGUACAGUUCUGGAAAAUGUCCAGCAGAGCCAGCAGCACCGCUGCCAGAAAAUAUCUUUACAGGAAAUUUUCAUACAUCUUGCACGAAUUUUUGUCAUCUUAUAUACUGGAAUGUCAAAUAAUUUAAUUUACUUAAUUGUGUGAUGUUACUCUGAGUAUAUAUCCACACCGAGAAGGCUUGAAAAAUAUGCCUGGCCACGGUGGGAUUCGAACCUACGACCUUUGGAAUACUAGCCCAAUGCUUUGCCAACUGAGCUACGCGGUCUGUUCGGUUCGAGUAUGCGGUAUUUCGGAACUGAAUGUAGUUCCUUCGAUAUCACCCGUAAUCUAAUAAUCAUUAUAUUUAAUGAUUAUUAGAUUACACUGAUAUCGAAGGAACUAGACUCAGUUCCGAAAUAUCGCAUACUCGACCUGACCGCGUAGCUCAGUUGGCAGAGCAUUGGGCUAGUAUUCCAAAGGUCGUAGGUUCGAUUCCCACCGUGGUCAGGCAUAUUUUUCAAGCCUUCCCGGUGUGGAUAUACACUCAGAGUAACAUCACACAAGCAUCUUAUUCACCUGAGUACAUUACACCAAUACAGCAAAUAUAAUUUACUUAUUGUUUAAAAAUUCCAAAAGCAUUUUGCAAGUCGAAUGCCGAAAUUGAAGUUGACCACAAUGUGUGGCACCAUACGUUCUCUGAAAUCUACCACAUGCAAGAAGUUUUAUAUUUGCCUACAGUUGUAAUUGACUUACACAGGAAAUUUUUAUUUUUGGAUUUUGCUUCCAGGAAGAGAAAUAUAUUUUCCGAGCCUGCUCUAGUAGGUGAAGAUGAGAUUUCUGAUAUUUUAUGCUGCUUUUUGUGAUAUUUCAAAUCGUUUUCAUUGCUAAUUUUUGUGAGAGAUAAACGUUGUUUUGUUUGACAAAUUAUUGCUUGUCGAAAGAUAUGAAAAUGCAAUGUAUAAUAAAACAGUUAUUGAAUUCGGUUUUUGAGAUAUCCAGGGCUGAAUAUAACGGCCGGCCAAAAAUGCCUCUUGACCGGUCACUUUUUUACCUCACCGGUCAUUUUUUAACCGGCCACAUUUUCAUGCCUUCCAAUGUGAUUUCUGACGUCUUGAAUUAAAACACGAAACUAUGAUGUAUCGAAACAAGUUUCUAAUAGUUUGUUUCGCUGUUAAUAGUAUACAUAAAGAUAUUACUCGACUGUGACUAGUUGAUUUGAUUUCAGCGCAGUUAAUCCCAAACAGCAGUGCAAUUUUCUGUAAUCACAGUGCAAUUUUUUGUAAUCCGGCACAGUGCAAUUUUCUGUAAUCACAGUGCAAUUUUCUGUAAUCACAGUGCAAAAAUCUGUAACAAACUGAUCUGAUUGGUGGAAAAAACAUUGUGAUGAUUAAAUCAACCAAUCAGUUUAAAGCAGUUUUAAAGAAGUAACGGUCACAGAUCGCUUCAAAACAAAACAAAACAAACAUGGCGCCGCGCUACACAAAGUAAAAGUUGCCUUCACGUGGAAAAUAUGGCUUUUAUCUCUAUUUUUAAAUGGCAUUUACCUUAAACAAGACUAACAAAAAAUACACAGUUGAGUGGAAUUUUCAAGCUGUUAGCGUUGUAUAAUGUGAUGAAACAAAGCCUGGAAAACUUUGCCAGUGGAAUGUUCGCCAUAAACGCGUAAGUUAAAACUAGCCUACAAUUGUCUCGAACAUUUUUAUGUAAAUUAUUAAUAAGUAAUAGCAUGGUUUCUCGUGAAAUUUGGAUAAACAUGCACUCGUGAGUUUUUCAAAGACCUCAAAUAGCACUCGUCCUUCGGACUCGUGCUAUUUUGACGUGUUUGAAAAACUCACUCGUGCAUGUUAUAUCCAAAUUGCACUCGAAAUCAUGCUAUUACCUAUACUAAUGUAAGCGUAUCAAUGGCCGGUCAAAAACAGAUUUUGACCGACCUAAAAUCAAGUCGACCGGUUAUUUUGACCGGAGACUUACAGUAUCUCCCGUUACUUUGAGCCCUGAUAUCCCUCGACCUUAUAAUUCUGGAUGUCACAAAAACCUCAUCCAAUAACUGUUUAUUAUUAGUACUGCUUGAUGUUAUGCAUUGUAUACUAUAUGGAAUCGUAUUUAACCCUCCGCCCAGUACGGAUUUUUUUCUGAGAUUGUUGAACAUUGUUUGUACUACACGUAAAUAUUUGAUAUACUGUGCCCCGUUUCAGGCAAGAGUAUCUACGGCGAGCGUUUUGCUGAUGAAAACUUCAAACUGACUCACUAUGGUGCUGGAUGGUUAAGCAUGGCAAAUGCUGGUAAAGAUACAAAUGGUUCUCAAUUCUUUAUUACCACUGUAAAGACACCAUGGUUAGAUGGACGUCAUGUUGUAUUCGGCAAAGUAGUCGAAGGAAUGGUAAGUGAUUAACCCUUGAAAUAGCAACAAUACCAGUGAAUACGCCCUCCUACCUUAUUUUACUAUCUAAAGCUAGUCAAUUUUACUCGUCAAGGCGAUAGUGCUGCUAGUGCUGUGCGCCAGAGGCCGGAGUUCUGCCGGAUCUCCGGCCGUUUUCGGUUCGCCGGAGUUGCUGUGCUUUCUCCCAGCUCCGGCUGAAACGUCAGUAUGACAGGAAAUGGGACAAUUUCGACGAAUUAGCGUACUGACAGUGGUUGAAAUUUACUUCUCUGUAUUUUUUCUGCGUUUUGGAGAUUUCAAUAUUUAUUACGGUUACGCAUAAACUUAAAAACAUUUUUCGAAGAAAGUAACUGCAGCAUCUAGCAUGCCUGUAUAUUUAAUUUUUUUGCAGGUAGCCAUAAAACAUUUUCAGUUAGCCCUGCGUAGUCCAAACUUCUCCUUCGCUUGAAGCUUGCAAAUUGCGACAUGGAACCGGGCACAGUUUUUAGUGUGAAGUUUCACUUCACACUAUUGUGAUGGCUGGCGAAUUCACACGAAUCAGUCAAACAGUCAGUCAGUCAGUCAGUCAGUCAGUCAUAGAGUAAACUUUCCGGGGGGUGUAUACGAUUUAUGUUCGUAGUGAUUUAUUGUACUUAGUCAGUACUUUGAAGGUUAUUUAGGCAAUUUAAGUUAACUUAUUCACAUAUUCUGUUUCCUUUUGCCAAGUUCACAAAAAUUUCGAGGAAUCGCUUUCGUUAUUGUAAUUUUUUGUAAAUUUUAGAACAUUCGCUUCUCAUGUUGUGUAAAGGAUCUUUACCCCCGGAACACCCGAUUUUUUCUUUAGUAGCGCAAAUGCGCAUGCGCUAUCAAGCCGUAGAUCACGAUGGCGUGACGAUAUGCUAGGAAGGGGUGACAGUGUUGUUUUCAGAUGUAUAGAGAUUUCAGACGUGAAUAUUGAGUAAAUCUUUGAAAAUCUACGCAAUAUAUAAAUUGAUCUUAUGCAUUACGGGCGUUCAAUUAAGUGCCGAUAAUAUUUAGACGGUAUAUUCAUUAUAAAGAGCUAGGAAGGAGCUAGACCGCCUAGACAGUGCAGUCAAGUGUGUAAACAUUUCAGACGUAAAUAUUGAGUCGAAUAUCUUGAUUCUAGGCAUUCAUUUGAGUGCCGAUAUUAUUUUCAAGGUAUUCACAUUAUACAGAGGUACAGUACGUAGGAGGAAGCGAGACAGUGUUGUUUUCAAGUAUAUAAACAUUUCAUACGUGAAUAUUGAGUAAGUCUUUGAAAAUCUACACAAUAUAUAAAUUGAUCUUAUGCAUUACGGGCGUUCAAUUUAAUAAGUGCCGAUAAUAUUUAGACGGUAUAUUCAUUAUACAGAGCUAGGAAGGAGCUAGACCGCCUAGACAGUGCAGUUAAGUGUAUAAACAUUUCAGACGUAAAUAUUGAGUUGAAUAUCUUGAUUCUUAGGCAUUCAUUUGAGUGCCGAUAUUAUUUUCACGGUAUUCUCAUUAUACAGAGGUACAGUACGUAGGCAGAAGCGAGACAGUGUUGUUUUCAAGUAUAUAAAGAUUUCAGACGUGAAUAUUGAGUAAAUCUUUGAAAAUCUACACAAUAUAUAAAUUGAUCUUAUGCAUUACGGGCGUUCAAUUUAAUAAGUGCCGAUAAUAUUUAGACGGUAUAUUCAUUAUACAGAGCUGGGAAGGAGCUAGACCGCCUAGACAGUGCAGUUAAGUGUAUAAACAUUUCAGACGUAAAUAUUGAGUCGAAAAUCUUGCUUCUAGGCAUUCAAUUGAGUGCCGAUAUUAUUUUUUCACGGCAUACUCAUUAUACAGAGGUACAGUACGUGCAGGCAGAAGUGAGACAGUGUUGUUUUCAAGUAUAUAAAUAUUUCAGACAUGAAUAUUGAGAAAAUCUUUGAGAUUCUACGCAAUAAUAGUAAUAGAAUAUAUAAACUGAUGUUAUGCAUUACCGUCGAUAUUAUUUAGACCGUGUAUUCGUUAUACAUUCUCAUUGACUGUAUAAGGUGCUACAUCACAGAUUAGAUGGCUAUACUCAUGUACAAAGAGCGAAAAAUUGCAUCAGAUUUGUAUCAGAUCAAUAAAGCAUAAACAACUAUUAAACAGAAGCGGGUAAACGUUUGUACGGCGUUUACGAAGAAAAAAACUUACGAGACUAAAGGGUCUAAAGGAAUCAGUUGAGUCAGAGCUCCUUGUAUAAAUAAGAAAGACGAGGAGAUAGCCAACGUGUUUAAUAGGUGUUAUCGCCAACGUGUUAUCGCUAAUCACUUAAUUGGCUCGCCAACAAGCUUUAUGCAAUAGAAGAAAAAAGCAAGGAGGUACAUUUAGCCAACGUGUACAUUCACGGACCUUGCCCUUGUCUUUGUUAAUACUGUCUAGUGUCUAGCACAAAACGCCGUUGUCAACGGUGCAAACUCGUAUUCAGUGCAACGAUAACUCUACCAGAUCUUACGAGAAUCAAUCUGUAGUAUUCUGUACACAGAACUGUAUCAAAGCUUGUCAAAAAUGUUUUAAACACUGCUAUAACUGUGAAACUAUUGAAAUCUAAGGGGCGGACCAUUAGAAAUCCCGGGAGGGGGGGUAUAAAAUUUUUGCGGCACGAAUUUUUUUUUCAGUCUCAUGUCUCUGCAGGAAUUUUUUUUAAUGCAUUUAACCUCUGCACGAAUUUUUUUUCAAGACUACUUAUACUUUGUUGUUUGCUUGCACGAAUUUUUUUUCUCUGACGUAAUGGCUGCACGAAUUUUUUUUCCAGGCAUUUUUCUUUGCACGAAUUUUUUUUUGGGAAUUUUCACCCCCCCUCCCGGGAUUUCUAAUGGUCCGCCCCUAAAGUGAUAUUUAUAUUCAACACAUGCGAAAAGCUGGAAAUAGACACACGUCACACUGGGAAAAGUCAAAGGUCAAUGAAACUUGUUAUUGUGAAACAUGUCACAUUAAGUUAAAAUGCGGAAGCGGAUAGAGCGGAUCCACGGAACGGAUAUGCGGAUAAAAUAGGGAACGGAUAACGAUAAAAUGCGUCUUUUAAUGAUGUAACGACGUAGUGCUUAUUAUUCAUAACAUAUCUUAUACAGCUAUUUCAAUUAUAGUUUAUUAGAUACAUUUAUAGCAUAGCAGUAGUCUCGUGGGGAUGUUUUCAGCGACAGCUGCAAAUGCAAAUGAAAAUUUAGAAUAUGCAAAAUUUGGUUGUUGGUGACACAAUAAAUAGAUGAAUUGCACCAGUUUCACAAGGCACGUUUCUGAUGUGUUAGGCUUGUUUGAAACGUCACGCUACUCGUGUGCCGAGCGUAUUAAAAGCAAUAAAUAAUGAGAUGAAAUGCCUUUGGUAACUGUUUAUUUCGUAGUGUAAGCCAUCAAGCUUUUCUAGGUUGUUGGCGACCCUAUAUAGUUCUUGCAGUGUCUUUUUAAAUUUGAAACUUCACACUAUCCUUGGAUCCCUAGUUUGAGUUAUGUUUCAUAUUGUCAAAAUUGAGUGUCCAUGCAUUAAUUUGCUCAAACUCAAUUGCUGGAAAAUUUUCGUAUAUCAAGCCGACAAUCUUGUCGGCUGACGAAUAAGAUUCUGCCACAGACCAGGAAAUUUUAAGUUUUUGAUGGCAUCAUUUGAUUAAUUUACGUGUUGGGUACGACUCUUAUUAAAUCUGGUCGGUAAAUACAUGGCAUCUACAGGACGAAAAAUCAUCUUUAACAUUAACAUUCCUUCGAAUUAUAGAUUUUAUAUUGUUUUUCAUAUAAUUUCUCAGUUCAAUAUUUUGAAAGAGGGGAAUAAAUGGAAUACAGAAAUUUCUCAAAAUGUUUGGAAAUUUCUAAUCAUACCAGUUUUCUAAAAAGACACACUACAGUAAAAAAAUGACGUCGUUUGUCUACAGUGGUCCAACGAAUUUUUCGUCUGGAACUACGAUAAUACACCCUUCUGGAAAGUACAUCACUUUGGCGAUAGAGCUUCGCUUUCGUUAGUUUCGUGUAUGUGACAUAAAUUAGAGACCUUACGAUUUAGGACGGCAACGCGACGGCAACGGCUACCAAUACAAUAAAUCAUUGAAAAGAAUUGACAGAGUAUAAAUUACAAUAUAUGAAUAAUUGAAAAUAGAAGAUGCGCGUAGCCAGGUUGAAACAUUAAUUAUUGAGCGUUCUCUGACUUAAUAUUUAUUUCUACGAGCUUUCGGCUAUCAGUCUAUAGCCUUCGACGGGUGUAUACAAAUGAUUCUAUAAAGGACGCUAAAAUUAAGUAGGUGGUAUGAAAUCUGAGACUAUCUAUGCUAUGUUACAAAUGGGUAAUAUGAAUAUUUAACUAAUUAAUGUUUCUUGAGUUCCUUUCUUAAAAGUAUUGUGUACUGUGCUGGAAGCGUAUUAGAGUUAUUAUCAGCUUCGUCUGUUAGUGCAGUGUACCAGGACUCUAAGGUUUUAAGGUUUCUAUGAUUUCCCUUGUCUAUCACCGAGCAUUGGCAAAGUCAAUUAUAUGGUCUUGAGUCCAUGCGUGUUUUGCAACAUUCGAUCCCUUCUUGCUGUGUUUUACAUUCCUUACAUGUUCAGACUUUCUCGUCUUCAUAUAUGAAUAAUAUAUGAAUAAUUUAGACUUUGAUACAAAAUGAUGACUUUUCGUUUUCCUGGAGAAAAAAUAAUUUAUCUUGUCUUGAAAAAUUGUUUGCAAAAAAAAACCCAGUAUAUAUAGAUGAUCGAGAUAUCAGAUAUCGUGUUCUCGUUAUGAGAAUUGAUGUUUGUAUAUUUUCGCCCACCCGGUCGAUACCAAUGUUUUUCAGUAUUGCAUCAACCUGAGCGUUUAGGUAUUUUUAAUAUUUCAAACUUCCUUGUUUUCAGGAUAUUGUGAGAAAGAUCGAGAACACUAGAACCGGUCAAAACGACAAACCAAACAAAGAUGUAGCCAUUGCCGGCUCUGGUGACUUGCCAGUUGAGAAACCAUAUGUCGUCGAGAAGGACGCCGCCAAGGAAUAAUUGUACCUUCAGCUUUGCUAAUUAGAAAGUAAUUUCUAACUGUCUGUAUAGCACUGUAGUAUUUGUUAGGCAAUAUUCAAAUUAAAUUUUUGUUUCUUGAAAUGAGUGGUUAAGAUUUACUGGCAUGCUCAUUCAUUUU